This is a messenger RNA of Cokeromyces recurvatus, 1314 nucleotides long. Its product is annotated as cation efflux protein. NCBI's taxonomy places the organism in Eukaryota, Fungi, Mucoromycota, Mucoromycetes, Mucorales, Mucoraceae. Gene Ontology annotation, molecular function: zinc ion transmembrane transporter activity. The record is from RefSeq and is a predicted model, not a curated record. The transcript is spliced from 7 exons. Gene Ontology annotation, biological process: zinc ion transmembrane transport. The coding region runs from base 44 to 1162 and encodes 372 amino acids. Gene Ontology annotation, cellular component: plasma membrane.
UGUUUUUUAGUAUUUCUUACAAACACAUUCAUUUCGAUAAAAGAUGACUACUUCGAAUUCGGAAAGAGCACCACUUUUAGGUGCUCAACUUCCAAGUGAUGGAAAUGUAGUGUCUUAUACCUAUACUCAGCAAAAUUGUACAAAUGUGACUUUGAAGGAUCGCUCAGCAGCAGCAUUAACAAAAAAAAAGUUAUGGUUUGCAGUUGGCUUGGCUUGUCUUUUCUUUACAACUGAAUUAAUUGCCGGAUAUUUUGCUAAUUCUUUAGCUUUAAUGUCCGACGCGUUUCAUUUGUUAUCAGAUGUUGCUAGUUUUAUCGUCGCUCUUGUUGCUAUUUAUUUGGCAGAGAAGCCAGCAACGAAAAAGCAUACAUUUGGAUUUCAUCGUGCAGAAGUGAUUGCUGCUUUAGUUUCUGUUUUGACUAUUUGGAUUCUUACAGGAUUCUUAGUAAAUGAGGCUAUUCAACGUAUAAAGAAUCCUCAAGUAAUCAAUGCUAAGUUGAUGUGCGUUACUGCUAUAAUUGGCGUUUUGGUAAAUGUCAUCUUGGCCUAUGUAUUAGGUGGACAUCAUCAUGGACACUCUCAUGAUGGACACUCUCAUGAUGAAGAAGACCAUUCAAUUACAACCAUUGGUAAUGAAACCAAUUCUCAUGUGCCUCAUAAGGAAACUAAUAUUAAUCUUCGAGCUGCUGCUCUUCAUGUUCUUGGUGAUUUAUUAGCAUCUGUUGGCGUCUUGAUUUCUUCAGUUAUUCUUAUUUUUAAACCCGAAUAUACCAUUGUUGAUCCAAUGUGCACCUUUUUGUUUUCAAUUUUAGUUUUAUAUACAACUUAUCAUCUCGUACAAGAUUCAUUAGCUGUGCUUAUGGAAGGCGUUCCUGGUAAUAUUCAUCCUGAUCUUAUUGAGAAAUCCCUUUUAGAAGUUCCUGGCGUUAUUGCUGUACAUGAUUUACAUGUUUGGACUUUGUCUCCUGGUAAAUACUCUUUGACUGCUCAUAUUAAAGUAGAUCAAAGCGUUUGUAGUUAUGAUGAGGUCUUAUCUAAAGGUCAACAUAUCAUUUGCGAUCUAUUUGGUGUACAUCAUUCUACUCUUCAAAUUGAAUCUGAUAAUACUGGUUUUACAAGUCAUUGUAACCCAGAAUUAUGCUCAGUUCAACAAACUCAUUAAAAAAAAAAAGAAGUAUAUAUUAUUUACAUUUUAUUAUUUCCAUACGUUAUAUAAUAAGCACGCAAAUCUUUGUUACAUUAUAAUCAUACAUACAUUUUUUUUUUUUUUUUUUGGGAGCGAAUAUGUAAUAAAAAUAUAACCUGUUUCUCUAA